GGGAACCACCUAUUUGUCCCGUCUCCCAGUCAGAAAGGCAUUUUGGAAAGACUGGCGUGACAAAGGUGUCCCUGAAAUGUCUACAGAGCGCAAGCAGUAAUGAUCACUGAGUGAGUGGCCCUGGGCUGAGCCUGCCCAGUUUGUUAAUGAAAAUGAUGCUAGCAGUUAGGAAGGCAAGAAGGAAACUCAGAAUGGGGACCAUCUGCUCCCCCAACCCCAACGGGACAAAGACAUCAUCGGAGGUCUGCAAUGCCGACUGGAUGGCCUCGCUCCCCCCUCGCCUCCACAACCUUCCCCUUUCCAAUCUGGCAAUCCCAGGCUCCCACGAUUCAUUCAGCUACUGGGUAGAUGAAAAGUCCCCAGUAGGGCCUGACCAAACCCCAACUAUCAAACGCCUUGCCAGGAUCUCCUUGGUGAAGAAGCUGAUGAAGAAAUGGUCUGUGACUCAGAACCUGACAUUCCGAGAACAGCUAGAAGCUGGGAUCCGCUACUUUGACCUGCGUGUGUCUUCCAAACCAGGGGAUGCUGACCAGGAGAUCUACUUCAUCCACGGGCUUUUUGGCAUCAAGGUCCGGGAUGGGCUGAUGGAGAUCGACUCGUUUCUUACACAGCACCCGCAAGAGAUCGUCUUCCUGGAUUUCAACCAUUUCUAUGCCAUGGAUGAGACCCAUCACAAAUGCCUGAUUCUCCGGAUUCAGGAGGCCUUUGGAAACAAGCUGUGCCCGGCAUGCUCUGUGGAAAGCAUGACACUGCGAACCCUGUGGGAAAAGAGGUGCCAGGUUCUUAUUUUCUACCACUGUCCCCUCUACAAGCAAUACCCCUUCCUGUGGCCAGGAAAGAAGAUUCCAGCACCCUGGGCAAACACCACGAGUGUGAGCAAACUAAUCCUCUUCUUGGAGACCACUCUGAGUGAGCGGGCCCCACGCGGCUCCUUCCACGUCUCCCAAGCAAUUCUGACCCCCAGAGUGAAGACCAUUGCCCGAGGCCUGGUUGGUGGCCUCAAGAACACUCUGGUUCAUAGGAAUCUUCCUGCCAUUCUGGACUGGGUAAAAACUCAGAAGCCUGGAUCCAUGGGUGUCAACAUCAUCACAUCUGACUUCGUGGACCUGGUGGACUUUGCCACAACCGUCAUCGAGUUGAAUGACCUCCUACAGGAGGACAGAGCUUUGGCUAAAUGCUGAUUUAAUUUUUUAUUUAACUUAAUGUUGAAUUUGUUGAACAGGGUAGAGUUCUGAAGGGUUUCCUGUUAGGAUGGUCCCUGGGCAGUGAUGGUGAAGUAAGAGGAAGAGGGCUAUUUUUUUUUUUCCCUUCCUCACAGGGCCAUUUGGAUAAAAUUACAAGGCCUUUAAUUGCAUUUUUCCCAAAUGAGACUUUUAAAAAACUUAAGUCCAAGGGAAGAAAGCAUGUUCCAUGUGAUCAAAGUCAGGAUCUCCCCAGUGGCUUAUGGUAGUGAAUGGAAUAUGGAAAUAGGAUCUCCAAGUUCCACUGGAAUAUUGAGUGUCCCCUAAGUGGCCCAGCUCCCUAUUGUCUUCCAGGUGUUGUGUUCGAGCCAGUGAGAAGACCGAACCCGAAACACAUUCCUGGCCAAAAGAAAUGGCUCACUGCAGGUGUGGACUGCCCUGUGGGGUGGCCCUAACACCAACCUUGGGUUCUGAGGAGGGAGGGGACCAAGCACCAGUUCUCCCUAGGAUUGUUGAAUGUCACUACUUCUUCCCUAAGAGAGUAAGGUGUAUUUAUC
Molecule: messenger RNA, 1738 nt
Organism: Cynocephalus volans (Philippine flying lemur)
Lineage: Eukaryota; Metazoa; Chordata; Mammalia; Dermoptera; Cynocephalidae
Gene: PLCXD2
Product: phosphatidylinositol specific phospholipase C X domain containing 2
Exons: 4
Coding region: 147-1181 (344 amino acids)
Biological process (GO): lipid metabolic process
Molecular function (GO): phosphoric diester hydrolase activity
Source: RefSeq, a predicted model, not a curated record